Lactuca sativa (garden lettuce) is the source of this 1023-nucleotide messenger RNA. RefSeq lists its product as uncharacterized. The record is from RefSeq and is a predicted model, not a curated record. NCBI's taxonomy places the organism in Eukaryota, Viridiplantae, Streptophyta, Magnoliopsida, Asterales, Asteraceae.
AUGUCAUCUUCUUCAUCUUCUGAAGAAUUUCAGACUAUUUUUGAUACCGCUAUUGCGUGUGUUCAAAUGGCGGAACAAACAUACAACGUUGUAGGUAACAACGCAGCUACAAGUUCUCAACAGAGAACACGAAGAUACAUUUACAGAAAUCGUGAAGAAGCCAACCAACGUUUGGUACAAGACUAUUUUGCAGAGAAUGCCACUUACCAAGGGUAUUAUUUUCGUAGGCGCUUCAGAAUGCUCAAAGGUUUAUUCGAACGUAUAGUUGAAGAUGUAACGAGGGAGUGCAGUUUUUUCCAACAACGCUACGAUGCUAGAGCAUAUCAUGGGCAAUUUACCCGAGGUGAUCAUGGUCACCCAACGGUAAUACUUGAAGCAGUUGCAUCACAAGAUAUGUGGAUUUGGCAUGCUUUUUUUGGUUCUCCUGGUUCGAUUAACAACAUCAACGUUCUUAACCGUUCACCAAUAUUUAACAACAUAUACGAUGGAUCCGCACCAGAUUCUUCUUUUCAAGUGCAUGGAACGCCAUAUAAGUAUGGUUAUUAUCUGGUCGAUGGAAUCUAUCCUGAGUAUGAUGUGUUUGUUAAAUCGUUUUCAGCUCCACAUGGUUCUAGAAGAAAGAAAUUCAAGAGAGCUCAAGAAAGAGCUAGGAAGGAUGUUGAGCGUGCUUUUGGAGCUCUGAAGAAACGGUGGUUCAUAUUGAAGAAACCAGCAGCUUAUUUGGGCGAGGAAAAACUUCAAGAAAUCAUGUAUACAUGUAUUAUAUUGCAUAACAUGAUUAUUGAAGACGAAGGAAGAGCGAUAUGUGUGUUUGACGAGGAAGAAAUCCUACCAGAGACACAGCCAAUAGAAAUUGGUGGCAAAGAGUAUAUAAACAGGAGAGCAGAGAUACGUUGCACCGAAACAUUUCACAAUCUUCGCAAUGACUUGGUGGAACACAUUUACUGGGUUCAAAACAUUAACCGUAAUUUGGAUCCACCGGAUGACCCCGAAGAUGAGUUCUCGGAGAACGACUUUAUGUAG